CAACGUCGCCGCCGCCGCUACGACCCCAUAAUGCAUGUAUGUGCGGUGCGCGUGUGUAUGUCGUACCUGACUAUUGUUUUAAGGGUCACCCAAGUCGUCUUGGCGAGCUCUACAAGACAUUAUGUACAUCCGCAUCAUAAAUCAUCAUGAUAAUAUAAACCAUAAUAUUUUACAUUAUUAAGUUUACAUUGUGUAGUUGUGCGGCUUCGAAAAGACGCGUCUUUUAUACGCCUAAGUAUUAUUGGUACACUUUCCGACUUUAGUAGACAGCCGUGCAGCUCCUCCACGACCUGCCGCGAUGUCGUGGCUGCGAUGAUAACGAGCCGCACAUGGUACAUACUGUAUAGGACUCGUCGUUGUGAAUUAUUAUAAUUAGGUGUCUUCGGUGGAGUUCGAGCGUUUAGCGGUUUCCGAAUAAUUGGCUACGCCACAGUCCUGAUCUUAUAAAUGAUAUAGUAUCUACUACCUAUAUCGUAAUAUUAUUGUCAUCGCAAGUGAAAAAUAACAUGCAGUUAGCUAUAAGUCUGUCAGCUGUUUUAAUAGUGUGCAUGGUGGGUGUGACGCAUAAUUUAGAAUGCGAACAAAAUCAAAAUGGACUGUCCAUGAGCUUUUUUAAGACGAAUGGCGAUCUUCUGUUAACUGGUUUCUUUGAUGUUUAUGACGAGAAAUGUUCGGGCCCCACGUCUACAGGUAUCCAUUCGAUGGAAAUGGUAGCCACCGUCGUACAAAUACUAAAUUCGAUUCAUUACAUCCCAGGCAUAACAUUGGGAUUAACUUUGUACGAAGUGUGUUCGUAUCGAAGUUCAGAUCUCCAAAAAGCAUUGAUAUCGUUCGUUGUCGACAAAGAUUGCAAUAACUCAACAAUACCGAUUGCCAUAUAUACUACUGAAGACAUACGAGCCAAAAUCAGUCCGUCGAUUGGUUUGGACAUACCCAUCGUAACGGCAGGACCUAUUAUUGACGUCGACAUCCAUGCCGAGGCAGCGGUAAAGUUUUUAACCCUAAACAAUAUAAGCGUCGCAGACGUAUUAGUUGCGCAGGAUCUGAAUGUGGCUCAGAGGUUUGAAACCGUUGCCAAAGACAAUAGAUUGUGUUUGAACAGGACAGUCUUGGCUCAUAACUUGGGGGAUUUCAACGACUCCUUGGUAGUCAUUGUCAUGACAAACAGGAAUGUGAUUAAAUCAAUUAUAGAAUCGUCUUCGACCGUUCGUGUAUCUCAUUUCAUUAUAAUACCAUUGGACGGACCGUUACCACCUAAACCAGACUUCAAGUCCGGUUCGUACGUGUUUCAAGCGUACGGCAGUUGUCCGUUCGUCAACAGCAACAACAGCAACAACAGCAAUAGCGGUGUCCCCACCGCAGCCCCGGAACAGCUGCAGGCCGUGUCCACGCAGUUCGUACAGACGGCCGUGGAUGUGCUGCGCGCCGUGGACGCGUACACCGGGAAUGUGGACGACGACGGCGGCGGCGUGGACGAAGAGUGCGGUCGGAACUCGUCCGCGGGACCGUGCGACCCGGCGGCGGGAAACCAGACAGCCACGGGUGCAGGUUAUUACGGCGUCGAGACCGUGGGUCGAGUGCUGGAUAGGCUGCUGUUGCUGGACGGCAGCGGCGGCGAGUACAACGUGACAUUAGUGCAUGUGACUGAAUACGGCGAUGGUGGCCAGACGGUCGGCAGUUACGCGCAGGACUCGAACGGCACUCGCAGGCUGUGGCUGCAGAGCGACGGCAGUGGUCAUCAACCACGGUACUUGGGCGUUUGCGAGGCGAACGGAUCGUGUCCGACGUGCCGGGUAAGACCCACACCGACGGCCGCGCCCGCCGGCCCAUCGUACGGACUGCUUUCUGUGACGUGGAAAGAGGACGUGUGGAUAGCGUCCGCGCUGACCGUGUCGGCGGUGGGCUCUAUAUGCGCCACGUGCAUAGCGUCGUUCGUGUUGGUGCGCGUGUGCAAGAAGGACGUGAUGGAAGGCAACCCCACGUUCUCGUUCGUGUUGGUGGCCGGCACGCUGCUCAUGUACGCCAGCGUCGUACCGUACGCGGUGCACGAUAGCGCCGCCGGUUGGCCGCGGCAAGCCGUGUGCUACGCCAAGCUGUUCGGCACGUCGGGCAGCUGCGCGUUCGUGUUCUCCGCCAUGCUGGCCCGGAGCUUGAUGAUCGCCGCUUGUGACUGCGACUCGAGUUUCAUGAGCCACGUCAACGGCUACCUGCAGACGUCCCUGUUCGCGUUCACUGUGGGCGUGCAGCUGGCGCUCAUGCUUCAGUUCGUGGCCAUACACGCCGCCGUCGUGCCGUCGUCCGAUCUGUGCCAGGUGUUCGUCGACGGUCCCCUGUUUUUGGGAACCAUGUCCUACGACGCGCUGCUGCUGGUGCUCCUGUGCAUCACGUCUCCGUUCGUGUUCCGGUCGAAGCGCAACUACCGAGAGGGCGCGUGUUUCGCUAUCGCCACUUACCUGGUAUUCGCCGUCUGGCUGUGCUGGACCACGGCGUACGCCGUCCUGCCCACGCAGUGGUCCGACAUGUGCGUGAUGGUCGGCCUGACGGCUACCGCGACCGUGAUCGUGGUCACCGUGUUCAUACCGCGCACGUACAUGAUGAUGUUCGGCAUCGUCCGCGAACAGAUAACCAGCUCUCUGCCGUCACUCGGCUACGGUCACAGCGGAGGCGGUGGCUGCGGCGGCGGCGCCAGCAUAACGGACGUCAACUAUAGGUCUACUCAGGCCCUGUACGAUUCGGUCCACGUGGCCGCUCCCAAAUGUCAGUCGUCCAGCUUCAAAGGCCAGUCCAACCCCAACUACUACUCGCCGGCCGGGUCGCAUAUACAGUCGAUCCCCAGGAGCCGGCCGCUGACUCCGGUCGACGAGUACGACUCACCCCCAUCGAUCGACAACAGGAUAACCAGGUUCUAAUAUCCUGCAGGUGCAGCUGCGACCCUCGUCUGGUUAUCCAGCUUUGACGACGUUCGUACGAUUUCCCCCAUAAAUUAUCGAUCCCGAUGUAGGCCUACAACACAUUAUACCACCACCCUCCGUUUGCGACGAUAGACGAUAAUAUUACCUACCUAGGUAGCUGUUAUUAAUAAUUCAUUAUUUUGUCGCAUCCCCCUGUUCGUUUUUAAUUUUUAAUUUGCUAACCGUAUCGAUUAUAUUAUUAUUACCUAUAUCGUAUACUCGCAUGACUAUAGGUACUAUUACCCAUAUAAAGUCUAUAGCUGGGAUUUUAAAAUUAAUUAUUCACUCAAAACGUACUCAUUGUACCACCUUGUAUCUUAGUUUAUGUGUAUUACUUAUAUUGUAUUAAUUGUAUAGAAAUUGUAAAUAUUCGUUUAACAAUGACCAAAAAUCAAACUUUGAUUACAAAUUUAAACUAUUUAAUUUCUUGUUUAUUAAAUAUGUGAUUUCAUGCAAUUACCUAGAAAUAUGUAACUUAUAUGAAAAAAAUAUUAAGAAAAUAUUAAGAAAAAAAUUAACGCGACUGACGGACUGAACGCAUAACGAAACUUCAAAAUAUUUAAUUCGAAAUAUUCUAAAUCAAGUGUAAGAUUAUGCAUUUAUACAUACACAAAUCCGGGACCUACUGCCUACUAUCAUAACAUUAAUAAUUUGUCAAGUUAUUUUAUGGUUUUAAAAUGUACAUCAUAUUAGGUACAGUGUAUAAGCACCUACUAAUUAGAUAAUUGUCUCAUUGCCUUUGCAUAAUAAAAUUACUAUAGUUUCCUAACCUGGUCCUCGUUUUAAUAUGACUCCUGCUUUUAUAUUACUAUAUAAUCAAUGAUGUAUUGUAUAGUGUUAGUUUGUAUUCAUAUUUAAUAUGUAUACAUUGUAUUAUUAUGUAGUUGAUUAGCCAGAUAAUUGACAGUUUUUAAUCAUUUAAAAAAUGUUAUUUUGUAUUUUUUUUCUCAAUAUGAUGAAAUUAUUAGUAAAACAAUUACUGAAUAUUGCAAUUCUGAGUACCAAAUGACGCGAAAAAUAGCGUUAGGUUUUAGUAUAACUGUAUAUUGUACAUAUUAUAAUAUAUUAAUGUAUACAUAAAAAUUCGUUUUAAUCGAAAUAGAAUAAAUUGUUCUAGGUAAUAUUUUCUUAC
Messenger RNA from Myzus persicae (green peach aphid), 4083 nucleotides. RefSeq lists its product as uncharacterized. The transcript is spliced from 8 exons. The coding region runs from base 507 to 2909 and encodes 800 amino acids. Gene Ontology annotation, biological process: G protein-coupled receptor signaling pathway; proteolysis; visual perception. NCBI's taxonomy places the organism in Eukaryota, Metazoa, Arthropoda, Insecta, Hemiptera, Aphididae. Gene Ontology annotation, molecular function: adenylate cyclase inhibiting G protein-coupled glutamate receptor activity; sevenless binding; cysteine-type endopeptidase activity. The record is from RefSeq and is a predicted model, not a curated record. Gene Ontology annotation, cellular component: membrane.